UUUUUUUUUUAUCCACCACCAAAUUCACUGGUUAAAAUUGAUUCCAUUAAUCGUUUCAUGAUUGAAUUCGAUUGAUUGAUCAAGUUGAUUGAUUGAUAGGCUUGUUCUAAAUGUGAGAUGUUGCAAUGAAAAUCUCAUAGAAUUGUCGUGGCUAGUAGCACAGAACGGGUAUCGCUUACAAUUAGAUAUUUAGCUAUGAAAUCAUAUCGAAGUCUAAAAAUAAGGCAAGUAAUGAAUCAAAAUUUUUUUCAAAUUUUCAUGUCAGCGUGACGAUAACGCGAGCUGGUAAAAUCCGGUUCAUCUCGAAUAGAUUUUGAUAUCGGAGGUCAGAGGCUGUCGAUAAGCUGUUUACAGUUCGAAGAGUUCCGGUUAUAGCCGGUUCGCCAUUCCAAUGAAGCGGAAUUACUUGCCCCCUUGUGUUACUACCAUUGCAAACACUAAACAAGUAAAAUUGUGCAAUUAUUACGUCAUCUCUUCUCGCGCUUAACUAGACUGCAAACUUGUCAAAUUUAAUGAAUUUGUUCAGGAUUGUUGCUAGUAAUAACAUUGCUUCAAUUCUCUUUUCACGUCAUGGGCAAUCUUCAACAAUAUUUUCAGUUUCACCGCGGCCAUCGACGUGCCGAUAACGCCGUUCUUGAGAACCUGGUAUUGUUGAAUUUUUGUUCUUUCAAACCUCAUCAUUGACACCGAUUGACAAUGAAUCGCGUUUUCGGUUUGUUGAGAAAAACUCGUCUAACUGUUUUUACAGAAUUUUUACCAAUCACUCUAUUCGCUCGAGCUGUUGGUGUUUUUUCAUUGAAAUUGGAAACGUUUUCCAGCAAAGAGGUAUCCGUCUGUAACUAUGUUAACAUUGUCGUCAUCUAUUUUAGACCAGAUCAGUAAAAAGGAAUAAUUUCUUUCAUCGUUUUUCCUUUUAGUUGCAAUAUAGUCCCACACAUUUGAAACGCUUGUGUCGUUAGUCACGCUUACCGCGGACCAUGCGUUAUUGUAACGUAAUAUCGAUUUACAGCAAUAACGAUUACAUGAUAUUAGGUGUUUAUUUACAGGCAUUUGUAUCGUCGCGCGGUACGAUGAUCUACACGAUUGUUCUUCUGGGAUUGACUUUCGUUCAUUUGAUAUACAUACCUAAGAUGACGUUGGCUGUAGCCGACUUUGUUAGCGACAAUAAUAGCAGUGGUUUUUAUUCAAUGGAAAAACAAAAUCUGCUGAUGUCUCCGCCUCUGCUGGUUCGAUUAAUAAACUCAAUUGUCAUGACAUUAAUGGGGAUUGUGAGCAGAAUAAAUGCACUCGUGUACACAAGAAUCCAUUUGCCGAAGGCAUUCUCUGAGUUGAAUUCCAUCGAUGAGCUGCUGGGUGUGGAACUUAAACACCGUCGCAGCAAUAUUCGAGCCAUUUGGAUUCUGAUUGGAUCGAGCAUUCUUGUUGGAUUAAUCGGGCAGAUUUAUUCAGCUAUUUUUAUUCACGUAGCGGGUUCAUAUUUCAUCACUCUCCACAUUCUGAUGAAUAAUCUGAACAAUUUCACAUCCGUUUUAGCGGAAGCUCAAUUCAUAGCGAUCUGCUACCUAAUAAAAUCUAGAUUCGAAAUUGUGAAUUCUAGACUCUUGGACAUCGCCACCUUUUGCGACGUUCGAAAAUUAGAAUAUUUCUCAUCUCCCGAUCCAACGGAAUUGGGAAUUAUUUUCAGAAAAGCUGGGUCUCACUUGAAUUCGAAAUACGGACCCAUGCUGAGAAAAGAGUUUCUUCUGCAAGGAAAACAGAGACCCUUACUGCAUAUUUCGGAUAAAUCGAUUGCCCGUGGUAUUGAAAUUCUAAGAUUGGGGCAUCAACGUUUGUGCACCGUUGUGGACGAAGUAAACUACAUGUUUCAGCUACAGCUCCUAUUUUCAUUGAGUGGAUGUUUCCUCAACCAACUUUUCAACAUGUACUCAUUUUUCGCCGGGGGUUCCUGGGGCUGGCGGAAAAAUCAUGAUCUCAAUCAACCCCACGAUGAAGCGUUAGCAUUCCUCAGCCAUCCGUUAAACAAUUUAUCAUGGGCAAUAUAUUACGUGGCUAGAUUCGUCGCCGUGGUCGUUAUGGCGUCAAAAACUACGACGACAGGGAAAAAUGCAAUAAUUCAUAUACUGAAUAUUAGAAGAGGCAACAUGGAGUUCGCCACGAAAGAGGAGUUGGUCCUAUUUUACGACCAUGUCACGUCGAGGAAGGUUGAAUUCUCCGCAGCAGGAUUCUUCAAUUUGGAUAUCGCUUUGAUAUCUUCCGUGAGUGAAGCUAGAAUAUAUUAUACAUCAAAAUGCUUUCUGUCCAUUGCAUUUCAUAAAAUGAGUAACUCGGAUAUUCAAAGCCUGACUAGGAAUUAUUUCCGUCAAUUGUAGCUCCUCAUGAGUAGUUAUGUAAUAAUUAGCUUUCAA
This is a messenger RNA of Athalia rosae (coleseed sawfly), 2405 nucleotides long. RefSeq names its product putative gustatory receptor 28a. Gene Ontology annotation, biological process: sensory perception of taste. Gene Ontology annotation, cellular component: neuronal cell body; axon; membrane. The transcript has 3 exons. The record is from RefSeq and is a predicted model, not a curated record. NCBI's taxonomy places the organism in Eukaryota, Metazoa, Arthropoda, Insecta, Hymenoptera, Athaliidae. Bases 978 to 2369 code for a protein of 463 amino acids.